AUGACAUCCCAAUGCACAGAGCAAGCCGUGCGGGAUUACCUAAAGGACCAUGGAGGGAGGGUCCAACUGAUGGAGCUGAUCGAUCAUUUCCUAUCAGAUUGCGCGGAGAAUGAGUCACAAGAAGCUGAGGAGAGGCGAAAGAUGGUGAGGAGGAUCGUGGACACCGUGGGGUCCGUGAAAGUCGAAGAUGGGGAAAAAAUUGUCUGUUUAAACAGCGAAAACAGCGACGAGGAGGUGAUGCGUUCAGGCUCGGCUGUGCACGGCCAGCCUCAUUCAGAAUGCAAUGGGAACAUUCACUUUGUCAAUGGCAACCCCGACAACAAACAGCAAACAGAAGCAUUAAGUCCACCUGCAGAUGCUCUUGACAACGCCAAAGAAUCCAAUGGCAACAAGCAACCUGCUACUCUGCCCCAAACCCAAAACCACAGACAUGGCACCCCUACCUCUGGGGGCGGGGCUGGAGAGGUAAGGUUGAGAGACAGGAGGAGGCGAGAGUCUGCACCUGUCAUCGGAGCAUCUGAGCUGGAGCAGGUGCAUGCGGCAGGUUCCCACAGUCAGCAGCUGAGGGCCCUGCGCAGAGUGUCCAAAGGCUCCCAGCGCGCCAUCCUCACCAGCUGUUUAUCUGAGGACAGCACUCUGGAGGGCCUGGAGACCAUUGGGGACAUACACACGCCAAAAGGGAGUCGCAGGAACUUUAUAGAGCUCAUGAUGAACAGCUCUCCACAGGUGCGCAGGUCUCUUAUAAAUCGUGGCUCUCGUCUUCGUGACUCAGUGCGAAGUGAUGGUGACUCCACGUCUAUUCUCUCCUCAAACACAGAUGAAGACUGUGCCUCAGUGACCCUUGACCCCCUGGAGCAUGAGUGGAUGCUGUGUGCGUCUGAUGGUCUAUGGGAGAGUCUACAGCCACUGCUAGCUGUGGAGCCCAGUUUAGUGGCCAAGAAGGACUUUGUGACAGGCUUCACCUGUCUGCACUGGGCGGCUAAACAGGGCAAGGAUGAGCUAAUAUCGCAGUUGCUAACCUUCGCUAAAGACAACAGUGUUUCAGUGAAUGUGAAUGUGAGAUCAAGUGCUGGAUACACUCCUCUGCACCUGGCAGCUAUGCACGGACACGUACAGGCUGUUCGUGUGUUGCUGUCGGACUGGGAGGCAGAUCCUGAUGUGCGAGACUACAGCGGGAGGCGGGCCAUCCAGUACCUUCCCCCUCCGCUGGUCGCUGGUCUACACGAGGAGGGCGUGGUCACUUCACCUGGCACAGAGUCAGACAGCGAAAACAGCAGCAGCACUGGGGGGCGCUGGCGUUUUCCCAGAGUUCUCCAGGGCAACCUCAAUCCACUACGUCUCCUGAACCCACCAGCAGAGGCAGCAGAGGAUGGGACAGGGAAGAGUAAGGGAGGGAUACAAAGGAAAUCAUCUCUGAGCCGAUUAAAUGCUCGUCUGCAUAGGGGGCGACAUAGAGCACAAAUCAUACACAGUGCCUCCUUCAGGGACUCUGGAGAUGUGGGAAAAGGGGAAGAUCUGCCAAAAAGUCCACUACGAACUCGACCAUUGUCAAAUCUGUUUGGGUAA
This is a messenger RNA of Boleophthalmus pectinirostris (great blue-spotted mudskipper), 1566 nucleotides long. It is a transcript of the gene sowahca, whose product is annotated as sosondowah ankyrin repeat domain family Ca. The record is from RefSeq and is a predicted model, not a curated record. The coding region runs from base 1 to 1566 and encodes 521 amino acids. Gene Ontology annotation, molecular function: protein binding. Lineage: Eukaryota; Metazoa; Chordata; Actinopteri; Gobiiformes; Gobiidae. The transcript has 4 exons.